Molecule: messenger RNA, 3995 nt
Organism: Misgurnus anguillicaudatus (oriental weatherfish)
Lineage: Eukaryota; Metazoa; Chordata; Actinopteri; Cypriniformes; Cobitidae
Product: zinc finger Y-chromosomal protein 1
Biological process (GO): regulation of transcription by RNA polymerase II
Cellular component (GO): nucleus
Molecular function (GO): RNA polymerase II cis-regulatory region sequence-specific DNA binding; DNA-binding transcription activator activity, RNA polymerase II-specific; metal ion binding
Source: RefSeq, a predicted model, not a curated record
UUGUAAUUGCUUUGGAUAAAUAAUGCAUCUGCCAAAUGCAUCAAUGUAAUGUUGUGAGACUUGUGUCAACUUUCCCCGGUCUCAUAUAUAACCAAUAGCUUCCAAAACCAAGCAAACACAAAACCAAUAUCACUGCGCGCGUCUCUGACACUCAAAGAGUCGCAUAAUCGCUUAUAUACGACCUAUUUGUAUCGCAUCGAAGCCGUUUAGCUUUGCUUUGGCUCGGAUAAGAAUCUUUUAUCGGCCUUCCGUGUUUUCCUGCGGCUCUGGCGCAGUGACGUGCCGCGCUCCGGCGGAGAUGCGGCGCGUCUGCGCGCGGAGCUCCGCCCUCCCUGCGCACUCCGCGGCCCGCCCAGCGCCCGCGAGCUCCCGAUCGAGCCCUGCCCGAGUCUGGGGAAACCCGACGGCCUGCCUGCGGAAAUCUGGAGGCCGCACUGCGCGUUCAUCUAUGUUGUGCAGUGGCCAAUGAGGAGUAAAGACGAUGACUGAGGAGGUCACCAGACUUGCGCUCCGCUCCCAAGAGCCAAAGAUUAUACUGCAUGGCUCAGAUGAAGGAGGUGCAGGUGAGGAGGAGUAUGUGGUGGAGCUGCAGGAGACGGUGCUGGUGUCUGAGGUGGAUGGUGAGGGAGUUUCCGUCCAGGGCUUCUCCUCCGAUGAGCUCGUCAUCCAGGAUGCGGUGGAGGACGUGGUCGCCGAAUACGUGCACUGCGAUGACGACGAGGGCGUUGCCGUGGAGACCUGUGUGAUGUCACUGGAGGGUGAGGAGGAAGAGGAUGACGGUGUUGCCAUGGCAGAGAUGACUGAGGAUGUUUUGGUGGCAGACGGAAGGGAGCAAGAUGGGCUGGACCAAGAACACGACUCGGACAGCUGUGGAGACUACCUGAUGAUCUCCUUGGAUGAUGCAGGUAAGAUGGUGUCAGGUGAUGGAGAGGAGGUGACAGUGGAGGGAGCGAUGGAUGAUCAGGAGGUGGAGAAGGACGAGGACGGACAGGAAGUGAUUAAAGUUUACAUCUUUAAAGCAGACUCAGGGGAGGAUGAUCUGGGUGAGACAGUCGACCUGGAUGAGAGUGAGACCGUCACUUUGGCUGAACCUGUCGUACGGCCGCUGAGAGAGAAGAUGGUCUACAUGUCUGUAGGUGACGGCCAUCAUACACAGACUGAUGGAGGGUCGAAGCUCUCCGAUGAGGUUUAUAUGGAGGUGGUUGUUGGUGGAGAAGAGCCGGUGUCUCAUGACCGAGUGUAUGACAGCACAGCAUUGAGCAAAGACUUCAUGCCUGUAGCGUGGGCCGCUGCAUACGGUGCGGCGGAUCACGAAGGUUGUGAGAAUCGUAACGGUGCGGCGAGCGCGUUACUGCACAUCGAUGAGUCGGACGCGCUGGACAAACUGAACCGACAACACGGCAAGAACAAGAGGCGAACUGAACCCCGUCAGGUCCAGACAGCGAUUAUCAUCGGUCCAUACGGACAGCCUCUCACCGUCUACCCCUGCAUGCUGUGCGGUAAGAAAUUCAAAUCCCGCGGCUUCCUGAAGCGACACACUCGCAACCACCACCAGGACGUCUUGACACGCAAAAAGUACCAAUGCACCGACUGCGACUUCACCACUAACAAAAAAGCCAGUCUCCACAACCACAUGGAGGUUCACGCGGUCAGUAACAAAGCUCCCUUCGAAUGCGAGACCUGCGGUAAAGAGUUUCACCAGCAAGCGGCGUUGUUUUCCCAUCGCCUUCAACACCAUCACCGGGAACAGAAAUCGCCUACGGCCAUCGCUUCCCCGCUCUCUCCCGCCGCUGCGACCAAGACUCACAAAUGCAAGUUUUGCGAUUACGAGACCGCCGAGCAAGGUCUGCUCAAUCGCCACCUGCUGGCCGUUCACAGUAAGAGUUUCCCGCACAUCUGCGUGGAGUGCGGUAAGGGUUUCCGUCAUCCGUCCGAGUUAAAGAAACACAUGCGGACGCACACCGGGGAAAAGCCGUACUCCUGCGCGUACUGCGAUUAUAAAUCGGCGGACUCGUCGAACUUGAAGACGCACGUGAAAACGAAACACAGUCGCGAACUGCCGUUCCGCUGCGAGCGUUGCGGUCAGACCUUCGGCGAAGAGGAGGAGCUGACGCAGCACGCGGCGACGCACGAGGACGCUCGAGGGCACCAGUGCAGCCACUGCGACCAUCGCAGUUCCAACUCCAGCGAUCUUAAACGGCACAUUAUUUCCGUGCACACUAAGGACUACCCGCACAAAUGCGCCGUCUGCGGAAAAGGCUUCCAUCGGCCGUCCGAGCUUAAGAAACACUCGGCGUCUCACAAAACCAAGAAACUGCAUCAGUGUCGUCACUGCAACUUUAAGAUCGCCGACCCCUUUGUCCUCAGCCGCCACAUCCUUUCCGUCCACACCAAGGAACAACAACAACAGCAACCGCAGGAGCCCGCGUCACCCACAUCACCCGCGUCACCGCCGACGCCGCCGCCAACCCAGCCGCAAGCCCCGCCUGUAGAAAAGAGCACCCCAAAGAGGACUAUAGGGGCGGCGCAGUUGGCGUCGGGUGGUGCGGCGGUAAAGAAGGGAGGUGGGCCGGCGGGUAAGGGUCCACGGGAGCGUAGGGUGUAUCAGUGUCAGUAUUGCGACUAUAGCACGGGAGAUGCGUCUGGCUUUAAGAGACACGUCAUUUCCAUUCAUACUAAAGACUAUCCUCAUCGCUGUCAGUACUGCUCCAAGGGUUUCCGGAGACCUUCGGAGAAAAACCAGCACAUUAUGAGACACCAUAAAGACGUGGUGCCCGCAGAAUGAUCACCCUCCUCUUCCUCAUCUUCCUUUAUGUGCCGUAUAAGACACUAAACAGCCCGUACUUUAAAAUCACCAUCCCUCGUGUUGGCAACCAGUUGCAUAUGUGUGUGUGUGUUGUUGUGUCUGUAUGUGAGAUUGAAUCUAGUGCACAGAAUGCAUUCGCACCUCCCACAUUAAAGGAAAAGUUCACCCAAAAAUGAAAUUGUCACGAUUGACGGAUUCUCAUUUCGUUCCAAACCUGUAUUAUGACAAGAAUCACCUUAAAAGUAUUUUGAAAGUAUUUCGUGUCAGACGAUAAGGUGUUUUUUUUUUAACCUACGUUUGGGUCCAAAUUCAAAAAUGUUGUAAUGAUGCCAAACUGGUUUUGGAAGGACAUGAGAACAACGUUAAUAAUAAUGACAUGGCUUCAUUUCUGAGUGAACGCUUUCUUGCUCGUGUGUUUGUAUUUUAUGUUUUUUAGCGAUUUCAAUUUGGUUUUUCGUACCUUAACAGAUGAACUGUGGAUCAGGUGUUUAUAUUCCUCGAGCAUUUUAGAGACGCACUACAGUCAUUAAUUGCAAACAUUUGACCUUGAUAUCAUAUACAAACGCUCUAAAAUGCUUUAUGGAUAUAUGACCAUGUGGCUCAGUUUUGCACUUUAUCAGCAUGAUUGACAGCUGUCUUUAUGGGUUGCAAAAUGUGGACAUGGAGGAAACAUCUAGAAGUGUUGGAAAGAUAACAGGCUGUUUUUCAUCGAAAAACAAAAACCAUGUUUUAUUUAGUACGGUCAGGACAGGGUUAAUCUGGUAUAUAAAUAUUCUUAUAAACUUAUAAACAAAGACUGCAAGAAACUUUGCAUAUUUGUCAGGCAGUAAUAGACUAUGGAUAGUUUCAGAUCUGUAUUAAUAAAGCAUUUAAAGGAAUAGUUCACUUGAAAAUUCAACUCAUGCAGGUUAAUUUUUAUUUAUUUUUGUUUCAGUAUGAUGACGACGGGCGGUCAGAGCUCCAAAAAAAAAGUACAAAUGAAAUGUGAUUAAAUGACAUUUUUUGUGAACUGUUCCUUUAAUGCGUACACAAAACUGCUGGUUUUAAUGUUUGGUAAACUUUCAAAACAUGAUCAUGUAUAUUAAAUGUAUUGCACACACUGCACAAAAUUAUUUUCAAGAAAAAAAUCUUAGUGUUUUUGUCUUGUUUUCAGUGAAAAUAUCUAAAAAUUCUUAAUUAAGAUGCUUUU